AUGAAACACUCUCUUUAUUGCCGACCAUUCACGCUAUUCCGACGGCUAUACGCCACAAAACCCCACCACCAACCUAACUACUUCCAGUUAUUCCCGAGAACCUUCCCGAACCAUGGUCCCCCAAACGAUAGAUUCUUGAUCAAUCCUAAACUCCUUCGUAAAGAGUACCUUCAACUUCAAGGAGAGACCCAUCCUGAUCUUUUGCUCGGAUUACUGGGAUCUAAUGCUAGCAAUGCCGAAGGUGCCAUCACUGCCGAGGAAAUCGUGGCUGAGAAUUCCAAAGUGUUGAACCGAGCGUACGCAAUGUUGAAAUCCCCAUUGACAAGAUCGCAACAUUAUCUCAUGUUGAACGAUAUCGAUAUCAUGAAUGACGAUGAUAAUAAUAAUAGCAGUAGCACUUCUUCCUCUUCGCAGUUUCGGAAAAUCGCCUCGCAAGACCAGGAGUUGUUGUUGAUGAUUUUGGAUAUCCAUGAACAAUUGGAAACCUGCGGGAGUCAGGAAGAAUUAAAGCAAUUGAAGGUGGAAAACGAUCAGCGGAUCGUGGAGGCGGAGAAAAUCCUCGAUGAUUUAUAUUAUAAUCAUCAUGAUUUGCAAAAUGCGGCAGUAGAAACCAUCAAGUUGAAUUAUUGGUGUAAUAUUAAGAAUGCCAUUAAAGAAUGGGAACCUGGCAAGGCUGUCAAUUUGACCCAUUGA
This is a messenger RNA of Saccharomycopsis crataegensis, 693 nucleotides long. It is a transcript of the gene JAC1, whose product is annotated as J-type chaperone JAC1. The record is from RefSeq and is a predicted model, not a curated record. The transcript has a single exon. Gene Ontology annotation, molecular function: ATPase activator activity; protein-folding chaperone binding. Bases 1 to 693 code for a protein of 230 amino acids. Gene Ontology annotation, cellular component: mitochondrion. Gene Ontology annotation, biological process: [2Fe-2S] cluster assembly; protein complex oligomerization. NCBI's taxonomy places the organism in Eukaryota, Fungi, Ascomycota, Saccharomycetes, Ascoideales, Saccharomycopsidaceae.